Molecule: messenger RNA, 596 nt
Organism: Psammomys obesus (fat sand rat)
Lineage: Eukaryota; Metazoa; Chordata; Mammalia; Rodentia; Muridae
Product: phospholipase DDHD1
Exons: 4
Cellular component (GO): cytoplasm
Molecular function (GO): metal ion binding; glycerophospholipase activity
Source: RefSeq, a predicted model, not a curated record
ACACUGUUGAUUCCAUUACUCCUGACAAAGUGCGAGGCUUGAGGGACAUGCUGAACAGCAGUGCAAUGGACAUAAUGUACUAUACCAGCCCACUUUAUAGGGACGAGCUAGUUAAAGGCCUUCAGCAAGAGCUGAACCGAUUAUAUUCCCUUUUCUGUUCUCGGAAUCCAGACUUCGAAGAGAAAGGGGGUAAAGUCUCAAUAGUGUCCCAUUCCUUGGGGUGUGUAAUCACUUAUGACAUCAUGACGGGCUGGAAUCCAGUUCGACUGUAUGAGCAGCUGCUGCAGAAGGAGGAGGAGCUGCCUGACGAGAGGUGGAUGAGCUAUGAAGAGCGGCAUCUUCUGGAUGAGCUCUAUAUGACAAAGCGACGGCUGAGGGAAAUAGAAGAGCGGCUGCAUGGACUGAAGACAUCAGCCAGAACACAGACACCUGCCUUAAAAUUCAAGGUUGAGAAUUUCUUCUGUAUGGGAUCCCCACUAGCAGUUUUUUUGGCAUUGCGUGGCAUCCGACCAGGAAAUACUGGAAGUCAAGACCACAUUUUACCUAGAGAGAUUUGUAACCGCUUACUAAAUAUUUUUCAUCCUACAGACCCAGUG